AGGAGACUCAAAACUGAGUCUCUUUGUUCUGAAUUGUUAUAUUAUCAUGGACACUCACCUUGCUGUAAGUGAGCAACAGUCUCGAACGAGCUGUCGGAGCGAAUAGUCAAUCUUUUAUAUACGCAUAUCAAAUAAUAUCGGUCUUUCUAGAUAAAUCAAUUUUUUCCUGUUACUUUCUAUACGAACGCUGCCUACAAAUUCUCAAAGGUGAUUAAUUGGUGAUUUGUGUUUGAUCGCGGAUACAUUUGCGUUUGAUCUAAUUUCAAGAUUACAAGAAGACAAUUAAGAAUUUUGUGUAUUUACAAUAUUUGUGUGCUGAGUAGCAGAGAUGCUGAGAGGAACAAAGACCGGGAACUGCUUGACCGUUAGAGAAUUAGAGAAACAAUUUCGUCCGCAUGACUUGCCCAUGCACGAUAAUAAAAAUGAGUCUAUCAUUCAAGUAUUGGAAGCUAACCCAGGAAUUGAAAACACCAUUACUGGUGAAGAAGCCGAAUCAGAGACAAAUACUGCAUUGCCGAGACGCGACGACUUGCCGAUUGUACAAUCGCAAGGCAUCAAUCACGCCUUUAUACAGAGAGAGUUGGAAUUGCUCCGACAAGAGCGAGAACUUCUGCGCAAAGAGAUUCAAAUUUUAAAGCGUCAACGAACAUCAUAUUUGGAAGAUAGUACGAUAGCAAUGCAAUCCACGAUUGGAUUGAAUAUAAAAAUGGUUUCGGAACUGUUGCCCGAAUUCUCAGAUGAGACAGGCGAUUUCCGCACCUGGAGACAGCAUCUGGAUUUAUUACGAAAGACAUAUCAGUUGGAGGACAGUGCGAUUAAAAUUUUGUUAAGUUUACGAUUAAAAGGUAAAGCACUAAAAUGGUUUUAUGCAAAAGAGAAGCAUUUGGAGAUUGCGGAGUUCUUGGACUCAAUGAGUUCAUCCAUCGACCAUCGCCCGAGUCAGCUGACAUUGUGGAAAAGAUUCGAGAAUCGUUUGUGGCAAAAGAAUGAAAGCUUCUAUGAGUACUAUUUCGACAAGAAUCAGGUACGGAUGCGUCGUCUUGAAAAGGUGGAGGACAUUCUGGAUACCUUUCAUAAUGUUACUCUUCGCGAUGAGCUGGAAAUCAAUGGAGAUGACCAAGAGGACAAGAAAUCUAUAUCCAGGCAAUCAAUAGCGUCAGGAAAUGGAUCGCUUUUUGUAAAGCGUUGCUUUAAUUGCAGUACGCUGGGACACAUCAGCAAGAAUUGCAUGAAGCCUUGGCGUAAGUGGGGCUCGUGUUUCCGUUGUGGCAGUUAUCAGCAUCACGUGGAGAAUUGUACACAGAUAUGCCGUCGGCGGAAGUACUAAAGUCUGGAGCAGCAAAGCGGAUGGAAAUGGAGACUAAUGUCCAGCUGCCAAAAAUUCCUCAAGAUUCUAUUCAUAAUUCCGGUUUUAUUCGCCAUUCCAAAUAAGCACGAGAACAAUGUUAAUUUUGUUAUUAUUGCGGUGAUUGAUUCGGGAUCCUUUAUUAAUUUACUUAAGUUUAUUUCAUACAUUCAUAUAUCAUUUUUUAAGUUUGGUUUUUUAAUUUUUAUACUGCGGAUUCGUCGCAGAGUUACGUAUGUAUAUCAAGGUGAGAAUUAUUCUUUAUUAUAAAUUCUACACAAUUUAUCCAAAAAGUUCGAAGACUACUGGUUAAAAAAAUAGGAAAAAUUGGAAUUCCCAAUGGAUAGUGCGACUAGUAUGUCUAGAAAAAAAUUAGUUCCGAAAUCUUUUGGACAGAGCGUCGUAGGUGUUUUCAAAAAAUUAUCGAUGAAAAGCGUGUUGAUAUAUAUACAUAUAUAUAUAUAUAUAUAUAUAUAUCUGAUUUAUCUUUUCAUGUAGAUGUCUUUUAUAAUUGUUGAGACAUUCGAUUAAUAUCAUUUUAUUUUGAGAGAAGUUUUUCGUUCAGAGAGAAAACAUGUGUAAUUUGCAAUUUCCAUUCCGAAUUUGAAUUCUAUUUUGAAUUAGAAUGAUUGGCUGUUAUCUACGAGAUGAAACGAUUAAGUAUAUAAUGCGUUUUAAGAUAGUUGCAGAUUGCGAUAGUUUUUAUCUUCGGUAAAAUUACUGUUCUAAUUUGCGUAUUGCAUAGUAGACAAUAUUUCUUUAGAAUUAUAAUUAAGAAAUUGAACACAUUGCAAGAUCGAGUAUAUUACAUGUUAACAUGUUAAGCCAAUGUAUAUUUAUUCUGGAGCCUAAAAUUUUCGAAUUAUUGUUGUUUAUCAAAUAAAUACAUGACGGAAAAGACGUGGAAUUGUGAGAGAAAUUAGAAAAAAGUAAAGUGAGAAAUUUGACAUUAUUAUGAAUUACCUGUGUGAUGGCUUAGUAUAUAAAAUUGGUAUAUAAAUUGGUAUAGUAUAUAAAUUGGCAAAGAUAGAUUGCUUUUUUAACUUCCAGAAUGUGUGUGUAAGCAGAAUAUUAUUAUUACAAGUUGGCACAAUGAUAUAGGCGAUUCGGAGAUGGACAGAAUUGUUAAAAAUAUUUUUAGAGUACUAAUUUCUAAAAAUUUAUGAAAAGCAUUACAUAAAUAACUAUUUAAAAUGUAUUGUGUUUUUUAACAUAUACUGUUAAAAAUAUUAUGAAAUUCAAUGUAUUUCAAGUUACACAAGUAUAGUACAUUAAAUUUUAUGUAUGUACUACCUAUAACUAAAAAGUAUGUGCAUGAAUUAGUGCACUUUUGAUAACAUUUAAUGUUUUCAAUGUAUCUGCUUGAAAUUUGCUUUAAUUAAAUUACAUUGGAUUACAUUAAAUUUUAAUGCCUAUUUUUAACAGUGCAAUUUAUCUAAUAGAUUAUGUAAUAUUAAUGUAAGAGUUAAAAUAUGCAGAUGAGCGGGAAUCUUCUGUAUAAUUUGACAUUUUUGAAUAAAAUUUAAUAACUUGAUUAAUUAA
Molecule: messenger RNA, 2887 nt
Organism: Solenopsis invicta (red fire ant)
Lineage: Eukaryota; Metazoa; Arthropoda; Insecta; Hymenoptera; Formicidae
Exons: 2
Coding region: 329-1327 (332 amino acids)
Molecular function (GO): nucleic acid binding; zinc ion binding
Source: RefSeq, a predicted model, not a curated record